CGCGGAGGCUUAGCCCGCGAAGGCGGUCGGUGGCGGCUGGAGCGGUCGAGCGGCUGCGGCAGCGCGGGAUGGGAUGGACCGCGGCGCCAGGUGAGAUAGCUGGAGAAAUUUCAUUGAAGGCCUGUUAAUAUGGUAAAGCCACUUAAGGAUGCCAGCAAGUUACAGAACAGCGUUCUUUUCAAAAGUGUAAACAGAAAGGAUGUUUUCUACUCCCUCUUUUGAAUGGGGGCUGUGACUUGUCAGCUUUUGCAUUGGGAAAGAAGAAACCAUUUGAGCAGGAGAGGAAGCUGAAGAGCAGGUUGUGAGCCAUGCCUUUGGUGAAAAGGAAUAUUGAACCGCGGCAUCUCUGCCGAGGAGCUCUGCCGGAGGGAAUUACCAGUGAACUGGAAUGUGUAACAAAUAGUACCCUUGCUGCUAUCAUACGCCAGCUAAGCAGCUUGAGCAAACAUGCCGAAGACAUAUUUGGUGAAUUGUUUAAUGAGGCCAACAGCUUCUACAUCAGAGCAAAUUCCCUUCAAGACAGAAUUGAUCGCCUUGCUGUCAAAGUUACCCAGCUGGAUUCAACAGUAGAAGAGGUAUCAUUACAAGAUAUCAACAUGAAAAAAGCAUUCAAGAGCUCCACAAUUCAAGAUCAGCAGGUAGUUUCAAAGAACAGCAUUCCUAACCCAGUGGCUGAUAUUUAUAAUCAGAGUGACAAACCACCACCUCUGAAUAUUCUUUCACCUUAUAGGGAUGAUAAGAAAGAUGGAUUGAAGUUUUAUACUGAUCCUUCCUAUUUCUUUGAUCUUUGGAAAGAAAAAAUGUUACAAGAUACUGAAGACAAACGAAAAGAGAAGAGAAGGCAAAAGGAGCAAAAGCGUAUAGAUGGCACCACCCGUGAGGUGAAAAAGGUUAGAAAAGCCAGGAACAGACGCCAGGAGUGGAAUAUGAUGGCAUAUGACAAAGAGCUUAGACCUGACAACAGGUUGUCUCAAAGUGUGUACCAUGGAGCGUCUUCCGAGGGAUCACUGUCCCCAGAUACUAGGUCUCAUGCAUCUGAUGUUACAGAUUAUUCUUAUCCUGCUACUCCGAAUCAUUCCCUCCAUCAGCAGAUAGCAAUGCCUUCGUAUGGAACAGGAGACGGUCCACAGUACAUGGCAGCAUCCCAAAGCCAUGAGCAUGAAUACAGGCCACCUUCCACCACUGUACGUCAUGCUACUCUAAACAGACCUCAGCAGCCACCUCCGCCUCCGCCCCAGCCUGCAGAUGGCCAACAUGGCUCAGUACCUGUGGUACCGGCAGAAUAUGGGAUGCUUCCAGCUCAGAUGGUGGAUUAUUACAAUCCUGCAGGUCCUCCCCCUCCUCCUCCUCCCCCUAUGAUUCCUUCAGCACAAACUGCAUUUGUUAGUCCCCUUCAGCUUCCUGUGCCAUCUUCCCAUUCUGGACUGGUGACUGGCUCUACGUAUGCAGCUACACAUCCUCCUCCUUCUAGUGGGCUUGUUGUCACUGCUCCUCCUCCUCCUGGCCCACCUCCUCCCCCUCCAGGCCCUCCUGCUGCAGGUUCAUCCCUCUCUUCCUCCCCAAUGCAUGCUCCUCCAGCUACAGAGGCAAAACGUCAUGAAGCUGCACAGCAGCCAAUAAGUGAUGCACGAAGUGAUCUCCUUGCUGCCAUUCGAAUGGGAAUUCAGCUGAAAAAGGUGCAGGAGCAACGUGAGCAAGAAGCCAAGCGAGAACCUGUUGGAAAUGAUGUGGCAACCAUCCUUUCGAGGCGCAUCGCGGUGGAAUACAGCGACUCCGAUGAUGACUCAGAGUUUGAUGAGAACGACUGGUCGGACUGAACCCGGUCCAGGCUCAGUGACAAGCCAAUACUUGGCCACAGCAAUUACUUUCUUAGCAAGAUGUAAAGCAGGGCAUUGACACGCACUAAGGCUAGUGAUCGAAGUGCUAAAAUUGAAUUGGUGUUCUUCAGGAUGCCGUAGCUUAGCAACUCUGCUAACAAUGAUGUGAUGAUGCUUAUGCAGCACAGAAACUUGUCUUACUGUCAGUAUUUACUGCAUAAUACUUAAGUGCCACUAAAUGUAGCAAAUCAUGUGCUGCGUGCAAAAUAUGCUGCAGUUGUUGCACUGUUACAGGACCAGCAUUUUAUUUGACUUUCCUGAUCUGGAAGGGAUUUUGUUUUUUUUUUACUUUACAUCUUAUUCUUUUCAUUAAUUAAGCAACUUAGGUACUUGUGAAUUGGUCUGGUUGUUAGUCUUUGAGGACAGUUAACUACAUGACUGAAAUGUUACUUAAAUACGACUUUGUUAGGUUUUUUGAUGAGCUACUAAUUAUGCCCACUCUCUUCUAUUUUUAAUUACUUCUGGGCUUAGCCUUUUUUGCAUACAGAAUUGGUUUUGUAUAGUCUUUCUUUUUAUCUUAAAAAUGUAGCAGAUGAUGAAAGGUAAUGUUUUGAUUGCUCUUCCACACACUCCAAAACAAACACUUUGUGAGCAAAGCGUCUAAGUUUGCAGCAGUACCAGCUCUGGGUUGUUGGCUGCUUGUUGACUAAAGUAUAGGGCAGGGGGGAUGUCUCGGGAUAGGCAGUGGAUGCACAUCUAUGUUACAAAUGGUGGUUAAAAUACUUCUACAACACUGACCAAUUAGAUGCAGAGUCUUGAGGACAGAUGUGACUGAAGCCAUGCAGUCGUUGCAGUGUAGAGAUGUUACUGUGUUAUGGCUAAAGAUUGGAAUGGUCCAGAUCUAGUGAUCAGAUGCAUUUCACAAGUAUUAAACUUGGUCUUUAUGCCUGUAGGUACAAACAUCUGUAAAUAAGUUUUGUUGAUGGUUUGUACAUGUGUAGUCAUGACAGGUAGUUUUCAGCUUCCUGUAGCACAUCUAUUCAAAGCUACUCUUACUUUGAAUGUAUUUUUUUUCCCCUGGUGCAUCUCACUGAGGAAAGACUGGCAGUUCAAACAGUUUUAAUGGGUGUUUAGUUCCUAUGCCAUAAACAUAGACAUUUGUUUGCUCCUUCCCUAGGAGCAGUUGCUGCCAUACAGUCUACUUUGGCUCUGUUUUCUUCAAAGGCAAUUCCAGUAUUAAAUUUUUUGUUUGGGAGUGGGUUUUUUUUUUUCCUUCUUAUAAUUUUUUUCCCCCCUCUGGAUGGAGUCAGGCUGCUGCUUUACCUAAUGAGGCUUUUAAAAUUCUAUUUGUAGCAGGGAAUGAGUUCUUUUCUUCCAGUUUCAGUCUUUGUAACUGAAGUCUCUAUAAUUCCAGGUCUAACAUUUGGUAAAGUCCCUUUGUUUUGUGAGGCUCUGUCAGUUCUUUAAAAAGGAAAACAAAAAAGUAAAUAACUAUGUAAAAUAAAGAGAGAACUGAAAGAUAAUUAUCUAGCCUGUGUUUACACAUUUAACAGUUUUAGUCCUGAGAAUGUAACAGUCUAACAAGAUGUUUGCAUGCGAGCUAUUGGCUACUGUAUUGCUGUUUAAUCCAUGUAUGAUUUUUCCAUCCCUGGUGGUCUUCUUUAUGGCUGGGUGGAAUCCUACUGCCUCCGUGUUGGUGUUUAAAAUUUGUCACAUAAAGCAAGACCAACCUCUGCAUGAUGGUGACCAGCUACAGCUCUUGGUAACUGGUGGCAGUUGAAGGUACUCAAAUCCUUUUCAGUUGGAAAGGGAGGUAGUAGCCAGGUGGGGAUUGGUCUCCUCUCCCAGGCAACCAGCAGUAGAACAAGGGACAAAGUCUCUAUGGAGCUGAGCUUGUCUUAGCCUUAAAAGAGCGAGCUGAAGUCUGCUAUAUUUUGUGUUCUGGAAUCUGAGGUCUGUGUGUCCACCGCAGAGGACAGGAUGUAGGCCAUAGCCUUGAUGGUGGUUUUCAUCCCUGGAUAGAGAUGGUUUGUUUGGAUGACCAUGGGGUUUGCACAGUGGUUUGCAAACUGAUUCUUUGGACGGGUAGGCUAAAAGUGCAGCUGGGACUGCAGUGUUACAUCGCUGUGUAAGUAGGGAGAACACUCUCGCUACUCUUUUAAUACAUGCUGAAAUGAAAUACCUCAGCAGAAGAUUCUUUCCAAUCUACUGGAAUUUGAUAUGACAGAAGAUAUAUUUUAUGAGCACAGAAGUUGGACGUGUCUGAAGUUUUUUAAGUUGUGUUAAUUAUGAAGAAUAAGCAUUAAAUGAGCAAUCAGUCAUUGGCCAGUUAAGGUAGUGUAGUUCUUUCAGCUGUAGUAGCCAACCUGUUUUUCUGAACCUGCAAUGUUGUCAUUUUCCUUUUGGUAUUUUAUUAAGCAAAUGUGAGUUGAAUUUAGUGAUGUAAACUAACAUUAUUCUAAGCUGGUUUUACCAGUUUCAUCAGACUUUUGAGUUGUGAAUAAGUAACAAAUAUGAAUAAAAUCUCACUUUUGAGCCUGUCUUUCUUUUCUAAGAUUAGUUAGUAAGGUUUUGCUGUUAAUUUUUAUCUGGUAUUUACAAAUAGGGGAAAAGAAAAUGUAAAGCUUCCAAAUGCUGUCUGUGAUCCCAUUAACCAUUGGUUUGCUGGGAUGGAUGGUGGAGUCUACAGAACCAGACUCCUUUAAGGUACUGCUGCUCCUUCCAACACGCAUACUAUGUUCGUUUGCAAACCUUGAUUCAAGCUCCAAGCUGAAGUUUUUGGCUGGUGUAAAGAGGUAUUAAUUAAUCUAGAGGCAGCUUAACUUUUUCUUCACUGAAAUGGAUUCAACAGCAGCUUUGCUUCCAGAAAGAACAGGACGAUGUAUGAGGUGUAUUAGGAAGCCUCCCUCCCUGCUUCUUUUAAUGAGAGUCUCUGUAGAUUAAUGACACCGAGGACAAUAUUGUCAAAUGCAAACCUCUCUCUGCCUACUAGAAAAAUAGUUUUAAUUUACUCUUUUAGUUGUAAUGAGGAUAAACCCCACUAUGGUAACAAGAGUGGAUUGGGUUUUUUUUUUUCACUGGGAAGAACUUGCAUAAACCAUUUCACUGGGAUGAACUUACAUAAAUGUGAUGGUUUGGGUGUUACCCACCCCCCCAUCACUUUGGAAAUCGCCCAGACUAGACUCAGCUGGCUCUGGAAAUUGAAUGAAGCUUAUUAUUUACAGCUGGCACAAUAUACAAGCAGAUAUUUACAGUACAUACAUUUAUGUACAGAAAUAUACAAGGUAAAAGGUAAUACAGAAACACAACUCGCCUCCCAGAAACCUGAGUCCCCAGGAGGGGCUCCCAACUGCCCUUCCACCUUCUCCCCUUGCCCCUCUCAACCUUACCCCAGUCCCAAGGAAGAAUGGAAGUUCGGACAGGGGGUUAGGAAGCAAAGUGGAUUAAUCAGAGAAACGGCAGAGAGGCUAGAGAGAGAAAUACAGCUCCAAGCUCCCCAGCAGAAUUGUGCUAUCUAUAUUUGGAUUCUUGUUCUUAUAUCUCUCAGCAAGCCUACAAGUGAGGUAGACAUCAUUCUGUUUUCCUUUUCACAGCUUGCAAUCUAGUUCUUCUCACCAAAACAUUCUAGCUGGCUGCAAACUGUGCAAUAAACCAUUUGUGUAAUAGAGUAGCCUAAUUGUAAAUUAAACAGAUUUGUUUAUGCAUCUUAGAUGUAGUUGUUUCCUGGGAAAAUAAAUUAAUCUUUACCCUGUUCAGCUGCCAAUUCCAGUCCCUCUGGUGCUUGGUUCUUACUUCACUGAAAUUUUCCAUCGUUGAUUUGAACUUAAUUCAGGUAAUUUAGAGCAAAGACACCAAUUUACAUAGAAGCUGAAUACAAAAGCUGGCAAUUUUUUCCCUGAGACUAUCUUAGUAAAGCAUUUCAAACUGCUCAUUUGUCAUUUGGGCUUGGAGAUAGGGCUGAUGAUCACUUGGCAGGCUGCCUCCACCGCUUCUAUGGUUGUCUUUUGAAUGUUAAAAAUAUUUGCACUGACAUCAGUUGGUAUUUAGAUAGUUCUGAUUUUCUCUGUACUAAGAUGGGCUAAAUGAAGGAGUAUACAAACCUUUGUUGUGAGAGAAGUGCACGCUGUGCAGAACAGGCUCCAAAUGGAGCUUGUUUAUGGUGCGUGGAUGGAGUUGGGAGGAAGGGAAAUGACUCCUUGGGAAAUUGUUUCUUGUGAUGUUUUCUGCAGGUAUGUUAUCUCUCAGGUGCCAGACCUUGUUUUAAUCAUGAAGGGGUGUUGCCUUCCACUUGAAACAACACAUCUAAGGGUACAGCAAAUGUGUAAUUUCUAAAAGUGUCUAAAAUACCACUCUAAAGUGAACUGAUUAUAAACCUGAUGAUAAUGAAAACUUCA
Molecule: messenger RNA, 6211 nt
Organism: Pogoniulus pusillus (Red-fronted tinkerbird)
Lineage: Eukaryota; Metazoa; Chordata; Aves; Piciformes; Lybiidae
Gene: WASF3
Product: WASP family member 3
Exons: 12
Coding region: 309-1817 (502 amino acids)
Biological process (GO): actin cytoskeleton organization; positive regulation of Arp2/3 complex-mediated actin nucleation
Cellular component (GO): SCAR complex; cytoskeleton
Molecular function (GO): protein kinase A regulatory subunit binding; actin binding; Arp2/3 complex binding
Source: RefSeq, a predicted model, not a curated record